AUGCUCCUCUCUGAAGAUCCCGCGACCCUCAUCCGGCACACGAUUGAAAACUUCAACAUCCACCCGGACAAGCUCGCCGUCUCGCGCGUGGGCGAAUCCCUCUCCACGCUGCAGCAAGCGCGCGACCUGCGCCUCCGCGAGGCCGAGUCGUCCCUGAAGCAGCUCGCGCGGCAGCUCUCUACCAUCUCGCAGCAGCAAGCGUCCCUCGCAGCGGCGCACGCGGCCGCGGACCACGCCUCGGUCAUUUCCGACCUCGACACGCACAAGUUUCGCACGGCCAAGGCGGCGAGCGACGCCGAGGCCGAGGCGGAGCGCGUGGCGCUGCAGGCGGCGGAUCUGGCGGCGCGGCUGCAGGAAUUGGAGCUGCAGGGGGUAGAGGGGGAUGUGGGUGUUGGUGGUAGUGGUGGGAAGAGGAGGGAUUUUGUGGACGAUGAGGUGUUGUUAAGGUUAAAAGUGUAUAGGAGCUUGGGGAUUGAGAUUGAGAGGGACGAGGAGAGCGGGGAGUGGGCAAAGGCGGUGAUUCGGAAUGAUCGAAAGGGGGAUGUGCAUGUGGUGAAUAUGGACAAGAAGUUUUCGCGGUAUUUCUACGCGAAUUACUUUUGGAAGACGUUGUGA
Beauveria bassiana ARSEF 2860 is the source of this 615-nucleotide messenger RNA. Its product is annotated as putative kinetochore protein spc24. The transcript has 2 exons. NCBI's taxonomy places the organism in Eukaryota, Fungi, Ascomycota, Sordariomycetes, Hypocreales, Cordycipitaceae. The record is from RefSeq and is a predicted model, not a curated record. The coding region runs from base 1 to 615 and encodes 204 amino acids.